AUGCGACCGCGCGAUAUCCAGCAGUGGCUGCAAGCCGCGGGCGCAGCGGCGCUGGAGUCACCGUACGACUCGGACGACGAGCUCGCGCCUACACAUGCCGAGCGUGCGUCGCCAGCCGAGGACGACGCGCCCGGCGCCGACUGGGGCCGCUUCCUAGCGCACGCCGCACGGCUGCUCCGCAGCCCACGCACCAAGGGGCGGCACGCCUUUCUGCGCGAGUGCGUUCCGAUGGUCGCCCGAGACGAGGAAACCGUGUCUCCCGAGCGCGUAGAGCUGUACCAGCUGCUGCUUCAGACGUCGACGUUCCACACCGACCGCACCUCGCGCUUGCUCCUGCUCCAAGCGUGCGAUACACUCCUCGACGCGGAUGUGGCGUCCACGCGCGGGGAGCCCUUCAAGAGCAUGCUCAUGGUCGAGGCCCACCACGCCCUGCGCGCCGAGACCGAGAACGUGUGUGGCCGCGACGACACGCUCACAGCCACCCGCGGAGGCGCCGCCAACCUGCAUGCCUGGGUGUGCACGCUCCUCGCGCACGCGCUACGGGGCGACGCGGCCUACCUAGCCAGCGAAGCGCACUUUCACGCGCUCCUGCAUACCUUUGCGCGCCUGCACUAUGCCAUCCUCGCCAGCGGCCCCGCGCACCACGACCGCCUGCGCCCGGGCGUGCUGCGUGCGGCGUGGCGCACGUUCCGCCGCGCGAGCGACAAGCUGCCCAUGCUCCUCCAGUGUGCACUCGACGUGCCUGCGAAUGCGGCGUACCCGGCCAUUGUGCUUCAGGGCGUGCUCCUCGACGUGUGCCUGCACCUGAAGCAUGGCGCGCAGGCCGACGGCCUCGCGUGGGCGACGGACGUCAAGGAGCGUGUGCUGCUCUCGUAUACCACGCACGUGGUCAGCGCGAAGGCGCCCGUGCCGCCGCCCGUGCUGCACGCGCUCGACCUGUUCCUGCAGCGCGUCGUGUCGUCGGAAGAUCUGGAGGCGCAUGUAUUCCCGACGCUGCAGAAAAUGCUCCUGCGCUCGCCCGAAGUCGCGUUUGAGGUGGCACAGGCCCUGUGUGGCGCAGCGCGCAUCGACACGACCGCCGUGCUGGGGCGCUUCCAGACCGUGCUGCUCUCUUCGGUGACGUCGUCCAACGCGCAGACGCGCCGCCACGCACUCCAGUUGGCCCGCACGCUCCUGCCCAGCUAUCACGCACCCUUCGUCGAGGCACUCUGCAAGACGCUCAAGCCGGGCGACGGCAAGUCCGAGGACCAGCGCAUGGCCCAGAGCGAGCUGGUCGCGGCGGUGCCUGCGCAUCCCAGCGGCAGCUCGGCGCUGCUCACGGCCAUGGCACCGAUUGUGCAGAAGGAGACGCAGGUGCCGUCGCUGCGCGCCGAGCUGCACGCCGUGUGGCCCCAUGUGCGUGCGUGCUGGGACGCCCAGGUCGAUGUGCCACGUGUGUGGGUCCAAGCGCUGCAGGGCAAGGCGCAGUCGCCCAAGGCGCCACUGCGUGCCGUGACGCUCGUGUCCGUCGCUGACGCGCUGCGUGCGCCGGCGGCGGCAGCGCAGGACGCUCUGCUCGCGGACCUGCUUCCGGCCUUGCGUGCCAGUGUGCAAGCGGCGUCCACGUCCGCGCUCACGUCGCCGGACGCGGCGCUCGAGGGCGCGGCGUCCGUCGUGCUGCUCGCCGGCCCCGUGGCGCACGCCGCUGAUGCGUCUCUUCGCGACAAGGCGGCGCAGCAAGUGCCGCUCGCGCCGCUCCUGGCGACGGGCGCGAAGCCGUCGUUCCUGCUCAGCGACAAGGUGGCGCGGAAACUGCGUGAAGGCCUCCCGCACGCGCUCGUUUGGCACGCCGAAGCCCUGCGCUCCGUGGUGGCGCACCAGGGGUGCGCCACGCUGCACGACGAGGCGCGCCAGUCCGCCGUGCUCGCGCUCCUGGCCGAGUACAUGGAUGGCGCUGCGCCGCCUGCGCACGCCCUCCUUACGGACGUGGGUGCCCACAGCCCCCGUCUAGCCUUGCGCCUCAUCGCGCACCUCCUGCGCCACACGGCGCUCGCGCCGCAUGUGGCGCGGCACCUGUUGACCGGUCUCCUGACGAGCGCCGGGCCGCGUGGCGCCGAGCUGUUGCCCGACCUCGUCGUCCUCGCGCAUGCGCCGCAGCUGCACGACACGGAGCGCGAGAUGUGGGUGCACUUGUGCCGUCUUGCCUCGUGCGACCCCCACGACGUGGUCCAGCGGCACGCGGAUGCGCUGCUGCGCAUCGUAUACGAUGCCCACGCCGACGGGGCGUGGGCGCUCGCCGCCGAGGCUGCGCUGACCACGCUCACCUUUAUUGCGCCGGAUGUGCUGCUAGGCCGGCUGUGUGGCGACCUCGUGCGUGACCUCUCGGUGCAUCCGCUCGAGGCGCUCAGCGAACAGGACCUGGCUAUCUGGCGCGCGCCCGCGGACCGCCCGUACGUGGACGUGCUGGCCAAGACGAAUGCGCCGGCGCUCGACAAGGGCCGCGCGUCGAGCAUGGACAAGUGGGACGCCGAGGUGCGCGCAUCGAUUGCCGCGAAGAAGGCUGCCUCGGGUCCUGCGACGCUGUCGAAGCAGGAGCAGGCGGCCGUCGACGAGCAGCUUGCCAAAGAGCGCGAGAUCCGCGCCCAUGUCCAAGCCGCCGUGGACCGCGCCGGCCGCGCCGCUCGCCGCCUGCUCUGCGUCAUGGACGCGCAUGCGCCCGAGGUCGAUACGCACCUGUGGGCGCUGGUGCGUGCGGUGCAGGCAUGCCUCGGCAGCGCGCGCGCGCGCGCGCUGGGCCUGACCGAGGCGCUCGUCGAUGCCCUUACGCGCCUCUCGCGUGCCGGCGAGCUGCGUGUGCAGCCGACGUGUGCGUGGGUGCUCAGCACGAUCCUCCGGCGCGUCGACGACAGCCUCGUGCCGCUCGACUAUGCGCUCGAGGCGCCGGACGAGGCGGAGCUGCGGGCGCUGUACCAGCUGCGCUUCCUCGUGGACGCAGCGCCGCUGGACCGCGCGGCGUGCGGCUUCCUUGUGCCGUGGCUCGCGGACCUCGUCGCGCGCAGCGAGCUGUGCGGCGACGAGGCGCGCGACGACCGCACCGUCGAGCGCAUGCAGCUCGCGCUCGAUGUGCUCGCCGCGCACGCCGUCUACGGCGCUGACAGCGACUUUCCGCGCGCCGACGUGCUGCAUGCACUGCUCCGCCUCGUGCGCGUGUUCCCGAUGCUCGUGCAUGACGCCGUCUCGGCGCUGCGUGCGUACGGCGAGGCCAUCUCGCACGAGCGGCGCGGCCAGGGCGCGCUCAUCACGCUCCUCCUCGAGGCGGCGCUCUCUGACGAGCCGCGCGAGCGCAGCGGCGCGCUGCAGUGCCUGGUGCCGCUCGACUUGACAGAGCUCGAGUUUCCGCCGGCGCUGUGGCUGGCGCUGCACUCGAGCGAGGCGGCCGUCGCGCAGCAGAUCUGGGACGAGAAUGCCCUCGAUGUGCCGCCCGAGUACGUGUCGGCGCUCGUGCCGCUGCUCUCCCACGCCCAUGCGUACGUGCGCGCCGCUACCGCCCCGGCGAUGGGCGCCGCGUGCGCCGUGCAUCCCGACACGCUGAGCACACUCCUCGACGCACUGUGGCAGCUGUACGCGUCGCAGACCUACUCGCUCGAGCCCGAGUAUGACCAGUACGGCAUGGUGAUCGAGUCGACGCUGCACCGCGAGGACCCGUGGCCCGUGCGCCUCGCCGUCGCCCAUACGCUGCAGGCGCUGGCGCCGCAGUUCCGCGCGCAGGACGUGGUGCCCUUCUUCCAGCUCGCCCUGCAGCGGCACGCGGCGCUGAGCGAUCGCGACGAGCGCGUACGGCACGCCAUGCUGGCUGCCGCCACGGCCGUGGUCGAUGCGCGCGGCGCCGACGUGCGCACCGAGCUGCUGGCGCUCCUCGAGCAGAGCGUCGAAAGUGGCGACGACGCGGUGACCGAGGCCGCGGUCGUCCUCCUCGGUCGCGCGGCGCAGCACCUGGCGCCGAGUGAUCCCCAUGUGCGCCGCGUCGUCGACCGCCUGCUCGACGCUCUGCGCACGCCGAGCGAGAUGGUCCAGGAGGCCGUUGCGUCAUGCCUGCCGCCGCUCGUGCGCACCGAGGUGGUCGCCUGUGACAUCCGUGCGAUCACCGAUGCGCUCUUUGUCGAUUUGCUGCGCGGCGACUCGUACGCGACGCGCCGCGGCGCCGCCUACGGCCUCGCCGGCGUGGUGCAGGGGCGCGGCGUGUGUGCGAUGCGCGACCUGCAGGUGCUGGGGCGCCUCGAGGAGGCGAUGGCCGACACGUCCACGACGCGCCCGCGGCAGGGCGCGCUGUUUGCCCUGGAAAUGCUCGCGUCGCGGCUGCAGGUGCUGCUCGAGCCGUACGUCGGCGGCCUGCUCGAGCACCUGCUCGUGUGCUUUGGCGAUACGCACGCGGAUGUGCGCGAGGCAACGCAGGACGCGGCACGCGUGCUGAUGCGCAGCCUGAGCGGCCAGUGCCUCAAGCUCAUCCUGCCAUCGCUGCUCGCCGGCCUCGACGAGAAGCAGUGGCGCACCAAGAAGGGCGCCGUCGAGCUGCUCGGCGCGAUGGCGUUCUGUGCGCCACGCCAGCUCUCCGCGGCGCUCCCCGCGGUGAUCCCGCGCCUGAGCGAGGUGCUUACCGAUUCGCACCGCCAGGUGAGCGCGGCGGCGAACCAGAGCCUCAAGCAGUUUGGCGAGGUGAUCCAUAACCCCGAGAUCCACAAGCUCGUUCCCACGCUGCUCAAGGCGCUCGUCGACCCGAACGCGAAAACACAGAGCGCCCUCAAGGCGCUCCUGCACACGCAGUUUGUGCACUACAUCGACGGGCCAUCGCUCGCGCUCAUCGCGCCGAUCCUCGAGCGCGGCCUGCGCGAGCGAAACGUCACGAGCCAGAAGCAGGCCGCACAGAUCGUCGGUCACCUCGCGUCGCUGACCGAGGCGCGCGACUACGUGCCGUACCUGGCCAAGUAUACGCCGCUCGUGCGGAACGUGCUCGUGUCGCCGGUGCCGGACGCCCGCAGCGUCGCGGCGCGCGCGCUCGGCACACUGGUCGAGCGCCUCGGCGAGGUGCACUUUAUCGAUCUCGUGCCGUCGCUGCUCCAGGUGCUGCAGACCGAUGCCACCGGCGUCGACCGCCACGGCGCCGCGCAGGGUCUCGCCGAGGUCCUCGCGGGUCUCGGCAUGGAGCGCAUGGAGCGCCUGCUGCCCACCAUCAUCGAAAACACCCAGGCGCCGGCGUCGUACGUGCGCGAGGGCCACCUGGCCCUGCUCAUCUACCUGCCUGCGACGUUUGGCUCGCGCUUCGUGCCGCACCUCGGCAAGAUCGUCGUGCCGAUCGUGUCGAGCAUGGCCGACGAGCACGAGUCCGUGCGCGAGGCGAGUCUGCGCGCCGGCCGCAUGCUCAUCGCCAACUACACGCAGCGCGCCGUCGACCUGCUGCUGCCCCAGCUCGAGCCGCGCCUGUUCGACGAGCGCCACCGCGUGCGUCUCUCGGCGCUGCAGCUUACCGCCGACCUCCUGUUCCGCGUGUGUGGCAUCUCCGGCAAGGCCGAGGUCGAGGAUGAGACGGAGGAGGCCGCGCAGGCCCACUCGUCGGUGCAGCAGGCGCUCGUCGCCGCCGUCGGCGCCGAUCGCCGCGCGCGCCUGCUGGCCGCGAUCUAUGUGCUGCGCCAGGACCCCAGCAUCCCUGUGCGGCAGACCGCCGCGCACACGUGGAAGGCACUCGUGCACAACACGCCGCGCACCGCGCGCGAGGUGCUCCCGGUCAUGCUCGAUAUCCUGCUCGCCGCGCUCGCCGCGGACAGCGACGAGCAACGCGACAUGGCCGGCCGCACACUCGGCGAGCUCGUGCGCAAGCUCGGCGAAAAGAUCCUCGCAGAGACGGUGCCUCUGCUGGCCGAGCGCGCCGCACAGGCGCCCAGUGCGGGCACCCGCGCCGGUGUGUGUCGCGCGGUCAUCGACGUGCUCGCCAACGCCACGAAGACGCAGCUCGAGGACCACGAGAGCGCCCUCAUCGACAUUGUGCGCCGCGCCCUGGGCGACCCAGCCGCCGAGGUCCGCGCCGCCGCUGCCGCCGCGCUCGAUGCGAUGCAGGCACACCUGGGCGAGCGCGCCAUCGAUGCCACGAUCCCGACCCUCCUCGAUGCGCUGCGCGACGAGCGCGCGCCUACGGCCGUCGCCGCGCUGCGCGAGGUCGUCCGCACGCAGCCCGAGGUCGUAUUCCCUGUGGUCGUGCCGGUGCUCACGCACGUCCCGCUCACCGACGCCCACGCCCACGCCCUCACCGAGCUGCUUCCCGUCGCCGGCCCCGCGCUCGGGCCGCAGGUGAGUGCGAUCCUGGGCAGCCUCGCCAGCACACUCGAUGCCGAGCCACGUCCGCUGCUCGAGCUGGCCGAUGCGCUCUUUGCCGCACUGGGCGAUAUCGAGGCGCUGCACCAGGCCAUGGUGCAGCUCCUCGGCUGGCUCAGUGGUCGCCGCGUCGAGCGCCGCGUGCUCGCGUGCGAGCUGUUCGUGCACUUUACGCAGCGCGUGACGAUGCCGUGGAGCGACUACACGGUCGAUGCGCUGCGCAAGCUCGUCGCGCUGUUUGAGGAGCCGAGCGACGAUGUGCGCCGCGCCGCGCUUGCCGCGCUCGAUGCGUGUGUCAAGGCCGUGCCGAAGGACGAAUGGGACACGCUCGUCGUCCCUCUGCGCCGCACGCUCGAGUCGACGGGCGCGCCUGGCGCGCAGCUGCCGGGCCUGUGCCAGUCGCGGGGCGCCGGUCCCUUUGUGCCUGUGUUCCUGCACGGCCUGCUGCAGGGCAGCGCCGAGCAGCGCGAGCAGGGUGCGCUGGGUCUCGCUGACCUGGCCGAGAAGAGCGACGCUGACUCGAUCCGUCCGUUCCUGACGACCAUGGUCGGCCCGCUGAUCCGUCUGUGCGGUGACCGUCAUGCGCCGCCCGUCAAGUCGGCCAUUUUGCAGUCGCUCGACACGAUGGUGCACCGCGUUCCGGCGCUCGUGCGGCCGUUCUACCCCCAGCUGCAGCGCUCGUUCCAGAAGGCGCUCUCGGACCCCGCGAGCGCGACCGUGCGCACGAAGGCAGCUAUGGCACUCGGCUUCCUCAUGGGCCUGCAAACGCGUGUCGAGGGUGUUGUGCAGGAGCUGCUCGGCACGCUCCAGGCUGCGUUUGACCACGGCUCCGACGGCGGCGGCGCCGAGGCGGCUGCGCUCGCGCUUGCCGAGAUCCUGCAGCACGUGCAAGCCGACAAGAUGGGCCCGGCCGUGCGCUCGGCGCUCGCCGAGUGCCUCUCGACCGCGUUCCGCGCGAACGAGGAGCCGCGCGAGGCGCUCAAGGUGGCCGUCGCCGAUCUAUGUGCCGCGUUCCUGCGCUUCGAUGACGAGCGCGGUGCGCAACUGCUGGCCACGCAGGUGCUGCAGCCGGCGCCGGUGGACGUGCAACUGGCUGCGCUGUGUCUGCGGGCGUGCAUGGAGCAUGCGCCCGAGGCGCUGCAUGCCGCGGCGCGGCCGCCUGCGCUGGCGGCGCAGCUCGCUGGCGCGUGGCUCUCGGAGGCGCCCUCGGUCGUGCGGGCGGCACGCGAGGCGCGCGAGCGCAUGCGGCGUACGCCGCCAUGGAGUGCGGAUGAUAGUGUACAGUCCGCUCUGUAG
Messenger RNA from Malassezia sympodialis ATCC 42132, 7638 nucleotides. It is a transcript of the gene GCN1, whose product is annotated as Gcn1p. Gene Ontology annotation, molecular function: protein kinase regulator activity. Gene Ontology annotation, cellular component: cytosol. Gene Ontology annotation, biological process: cellular response to amino acid starvation; regulation of translation. The record is from RefSeq and is a predicted model, not a curated record. NCBI's taxonomy places the organism in Eukaryota, Fungi, Basidiomycota, Malasseziomycetes, Malasseziales, Malasseziaceae.